Salvia miltiorrhiza (redroot sage) is the source of this 2863-nucleotide messenger RNA. RefSeq names its product probable leucine-rich repeat receptor-like protein kinase IMK3. The record is from RefSeq and is a predicted model, not a curated record. NCBI's taxonomy places the organism in Eukaryota, Viridiplantae, Streptophyta, Magnoliopsida, Lamiales, Lamiaceae. Bases 366 to 2618 code for a protein of 750 amino acids. Gene Ontology annotation, molecular function: protein binding; ATP binding; protein kinase activity. The transcript is spliced from 2 exons. Gene Ontology annotation, biological process: protein phosphorylation.
UGUGUGCUACAAAAUUACAUGCAAGUAAAUUCAGGAAUACUAGCCGUUACAACAUUGGGGCGGAAGCGAAGUAGAGAGAGAGAGCUUCCACCGAAUCUCUGUGACAUAACUCCUGACACUUCCUCAUCUCUUCCCAGAAUAACCCAUUUUAGAUUCCUUUUAUACAACAAUAACAAUAACACACACUCUCUCUCUCUCUCUCUCUCUCACGUGUGUGUCGUCACUCACAAAUUCACAAUAACACUCUCUCUCUCUCUUCCCACACUACAAAAACUUGUCACACACUGUUCCACUCUCCUGGUUUUCAUGGUUUCCUUCUAGGACCGCAACAACAGUCUCCUUCUCUCUCUCUCACCUCACCCUUGAUGGAGCCAUUACCAUUUGAAGAAAACAAAAGAAAGAAAGAGAAAUGGAAACAACUAUUGUUGUUGAUUUCCCUCAUGUUAUCCUGCGCAGAGGCAGUCUCAAGCGACUCCUCCUGGGACGGCGUGAUCGUGACGCAAGAAGACUUCCAAGCCCUCCAAGCAUUCAAACACGACCUCGUCGAUCCCAACGGCUUCUUAAAAAGCUGGAACGACACCGGCUACGGCGCCUGCUCCGGCGGCUGGGCCGGCAUCAAAUGCGCUCAGGGCCAGGUCAUCGUCAUCCAGCUCCCCUGGCGCGGCCUCGGCGGCAGAAUCACCGAAAGAAUCGGCCAAUUCCAAGCCCUCAGAAAGCUCAGCCUCCACGACAACCUCAUCGCCGGCCAGAUUCCCACGUCGCUGCACUUCCUGCCCAAUCUCAGAGGCCUUCAGCUCUUUAACAACAGGCUCUCUGGCUCAAUCCCUGCUUCUCUCGGUCUCUGCCCUCUUCUCCAAACAAUUGAUUUAGCUAACAAUUCAUUGUCGGGGCCUCUGCCGCCUACUCUGGUUAACUCAACCAAGCUUUUUAGGCUCAACGUUAGCUACAAUCUCUUGUCUGGUUCAAUCCCACUUACUUUUACUCACACUUCCUCUCUCAUGUUUCUCGCUCUUGGAAACAACAAUCUCUCUGGCCCCAUUCCCGAUUCUUGGAGCCAUGCGUAUCAGCUUCAAUCUUUGACGCUUGAUCACAAUUUGCUCACUGGGAGCUUGCCUAACACUCUGUUUGGCUUGAAAAACUUAUCAGUUCUUACCUUGAGUUACAAUCGGUUGAACGGAGAAAUCCCUAAUGCAAUUGGGAAUGUAUCUUCUUUGAGGGAGCUCGGUCUCUCUCACAACGCCUUCAAAGGAGAAAUCCCCAAUUCGUUAGGUCUAUUAUUAAAUCUCGAUUCGUUCAAUGUCUCGUACAACAAUCUAUCCGGCGCAGUUCCCCCAAAUCUCGCGCACAAGUUCGAGUCCAGCGCGUUUGUGGGCAAUCUUGAGCUCUGUGGAUACGAUGCUUCGACGCCGUGUGCUCCGUCCCCCUCCGAAGCUCCCCCGGCGGCGGCUCCGUCGAAACGACGUCGUAAACUGAGUACUAAAGAUAUUAUUCUGAUCGUGGCAGGGGCGUUGCUCAUAAUCCUGCUAAUUACUUGCUGCGUUUUGCUCUGCUGCUUGAUAAGGAAAAGGAAAAUGGCUAAGGAGGGCGAAAGGGCGGGUGCUACAGGCGCCAGCGCGGCGGAGAAGGGCGUCCCGCCGAGUGCCGGCGAGGUGGAAGCGAGCGGCGGAGAGACGGGAGGGAAGCUUGUCCACUUUGAUGGGCCGAUGGUGUUCAGCGCGGAUGAUCUGUUGUGUGCGACUGCAGAGAUCAUGGGCAAGAGCACCUAUGGAACAGUGUACAAAGCCACCAUGGAAGAUGGGAUUCAAGUCGCUGUCAAGAGAUUGAGAGAGAAGAUCACAAAGGGACAAAGAGAGUUCGAGAUUGAGGUGAACGCGCUAGGGAAGAUUAGGCAUCCCAAUCUCUUAGCUCUCAGAGCUUACUAUCUAGGCCCAAAGGGCGAGAAAUUGCUCGUCUUCGACUACAUGCCUAAAGGGAGCCUUGCUACUUUCCUUCACGCACGAGGCCCGGAUACACCGAUCGAUUGGGCGACGAGGAUGAAGAUCGCCAAGGGCAUGACAAGGGGGCUGCUCUACCUGCACAGCAACGUGAGCAUCAACCACGGCAACCUCACAUCAAGCAACGUCCUCCUCGACGAGCAUGCCAACGCCAAGAUCGCCGACUACGGCCUCUCCCGGCUGAUGACAGCAGCAGCGAACGCAAACGUGAUCGCGACAGCGGGGGCGCUCGGGUACAGAGCGCCCGAGCUGUCGAAGCUGAAGAAGGCCACCAGCAAGACGGAUGUGUACAGCCUUGGCGUGAUCGUGUUGGAGCUGCUGACGGGGAAGUCCCCCGGGGCCGGGGAGGCCAUGAACGGCGUGGAUUUGCCGCAGUGGGUGGCCUCCAUCGUCAAAGAGGAGUGGACCAACGAGGUUUUCGACUUGGAGCUCAUGAGGGAUGCCUCCGUGAUUGGCGAUGAGCUGCUCAACACGCUCAAGCUCGCCUUGCAUUGCGUCGAUCCCACGCCGUCGGCUCGCCCCGAGGCUCACCAGAUUCUGCAGCAGCUCGACGAGAUUAGACCGGAUACGGAGACGCCCAGCUCCGGGGAUGAUGCUGGCGCAAUGCCAUCACCUGGUGAUUAGGACUCUCUCUCUCUCUCUCCUAUAACAAAGUUUUAUUAAGUUAGCUAGCUGGUAGAAACUUCUUGUUCCACUAUUCUUUCAUUCUUCUAAUUUUUGUUUUUCUUUUUUUUUGCUGUUGCUGUAAAUUUUGAUGGACUUGGAAUGAUUUGGAAGGAAAGGGCAUGACUGGAUGUGAAUCCUUCUUAAUUCCAUCCUCUAUCAUGUAGUAGGAGAUUUUAUAUUAGAUUGCAGAUUGUGUUGCGCGA